UCUUCAUCCGUUUUGCCUCAUGCAUACGUAUUAUGAUGUUCUAUCGUAUAUUUAUAAUUAGAACCAACGUCAACAACCACCGCCGCCGUCAUGUAUCAAAUUUCUCUCUCAGACGCCUCUUCUCCUCCUCCCCUUCCGCCAAUCACCACGAGAAUUCCACCGGUUCCAACAAAAACCUCAAGAAGUUGCAAAAUGCAGGUCCGCUAUCAUCGCUUCCCGUCCUCCACCGUCUCCGGCAUUAUUCCCUCCCCCGCUUUGCAAUCGCCGCGAGCUUGAUAUCCGCAGCUGCUGCCGCCUCUUGCAUGAGUUUCUUUGACGACGAUGAAUUUGAGAAAAUGAAAGCGAAGAAGCAGAAGAAGAAGCGCGUUUUUAGAGAUUUUACAAUUGAACGUUCGAACGAGUCGUUUAGGAGAAUGUUGGACACGGUGAAGCAUACAGGCGUUGCUGUAUCGGUUCUCUGGAAGUCGUUGAGUUCUAUUUUGUCUUCGGCGAACGAUGAGGUUCGGUCAGGGUUUGAGGUUAGGGUUGCGGCGUUGUUAGCGGACAUUGUGGCUGGAGACGAGAGCCGGAGAGCUGCGAUCGUCGGUGCUGGUGGUGGCCUGGUGGUUGAUUGGUUGUUGGAGGCGGUGGCGUUGAAAGGAGGGGGGAAUUAUGGAACUCAGGCGGAAUCGGCUAGGGCUUUGGCUUACUUGAUUGCUGACUCUAAUGUCUCUGAGAAGGUUCUCCGAAGGCCUCGUGCAAUCCCUAAUCUUACCAGGUUCAUCCUCUCUGCUCAUCCUCAUCCUUGGGAACAGCAAUCAAGACAUAAUUCCUUCGAUAUUGCUGAUCCUUUGAAAGGCAGGAGCAUGCUUGUUACAGCAAUCAUGGAUAUUGUGACUUCCAGUUGUGACAAGGUGGAAAAGGUCCAUCGUAAGCCUAUGUUAUCAGCAAAAGCUACAAUGAGAGACAUUGCAACAGCACUUCAGGUUGUUGAAGAAGGUGGCAUCUACUUAGAUGAAUCCCCAGGAUUAAAGGGCAUUACAGGAUAUGGGAAAUCUCCUCCUAAAACCAGAAGAAUAUUUUUUAACAAAGUGAGUGAUAAUUAUCCAUCUCAACAAACUGUUAUCCCUGGUUUGUGGGAUGAUUUGCAAUCACAACAUGUUGCUGUUCCUUUUGCUGCAUGGGCUUUAGCAAAUUGGGCAAUGGCAUCACCUGUAAAUAGAUCCCAUAUCCAAGAAUUAGACCAUGAUGGACAUGCUAUCAUGACUGCUUUAGUUGCUCCAGAAAGAUCUGUGAAAUGGCAUGGAAGUUUAGUAGCUAGGUUUCUUCUAGAAGACAAAAAUCUCCCUUCUGAUGAUUUUGUUUCUGAUUGGAGUUCCAGUCUUCUUUCUACUGUUUCCCAAGCUAGCAAAAGUGAUGAUGUCCCUUUGACUCGUGUGGCUUUAUCUGCAUUCUUAUUAUCACUCGAAAGAUGCCCUGGUGCUCAACAGAAAGUUAUGGAUAAAAGUCUUGAUCUAAUGAGGGAAACUGCUAAACGAAUGAAGAAACAUGAAUCUGUACAAGAAGCAUUAGCAAAAGGUCUUGAAUCACUUUGUUCAGGGAACAUUCAUUUGCCUUUAGAUGAAGGUCAAAAAUGGUCAAGCAUUUUACUUCGAUGGGUAUUUGGUGAUUCUUCUUCUGAUGCCACAAGAUCUUCUGGCAUUAAAAUUCUCUCUCAUGUUCUUGAAGACCAUUCACCAUCUUCCAUCCCCAUUUCACAAGGUUGGUUAGCCAUAUUGCUAACUGAUGUUCUAAACCAUAGAAAGUCAUCACUAAAAGGAAGCAAUCAGCCUAAAGAUAAAGUGAAGACUCAAAUCGAUCAAGCAAACGUUGUAUCUGGCACACAGGCUGCAGACAAGUUAGCUACUGCUGUGGUUAAUUUAGCAGUGAAUCAAUUACGAAAUGGUAAAAAGGAUUCAUCUGCUCUUGAAGAUCUUCUUUCCCUUGAGCCCUUUGUUAAACCAUUCAAAAAUAUAAAAAAAGACAGUAUACCUAAAGUCAAUGCUGCAGAUUCUACACUAGCAACACUUAAAGGAAUCAAAACCAUGUCAGAAAUUUGUAGCGAUGAUUCAUUUUGUCAAGCUAGAAUAAUCGAUCAUGGUGUAAUCUCUUUACUUCGUCGCCUUUUAUUAAGAGAUGAUUAUGAGAAAUUAGCAGGAAUCGAAGCAUAUAAAAGUUCAUUAAAUACAGAAUCCAAAGAUCAACAACAAAGUGGUUCUGAUUCUAAUGAUUCAUCACCUCGUACGCGGGUCCCACUUGCUGCACAUAUCCGUAGACAUGCAGCUAGGUUUCUAGCUGUUCUUUCUGUUCAUCAAAAAGUUAAAAAAAUGAUAUUAAACGAUAAAGUUUGGUGUGAUUGGCUUGAAGAAUGUGCAAAUGGGAAAAUUCCCGGAUGUAAAGAUCUGAAAACUCAAAGCUAUUCAAGAGCGACAUUGUUGAAUAUACUUUGUAAUGAUGAAGAUACUGUAAAUAGUAGUGGAAAUGGAAGUGGUAGGUGUCCUCAUUUUACUGAGAUGAUUUAUUUAAUCAACCCUAAUUUACCUCACUGGAAAUACAAACACCCUGUAAAACAAAAACAGGAAUCCACCAUGGAGACACCAAUGGUGGAUAAGAAUAAGAAUAAGACUAAGAACAAGAAUAAGAAUCCAAUCAAUCCAUUUUUAGAACUCCAUGAGGGUGAUUAUGAUUGUGAGAGUAAUAGUAGUAGUAGUACUAGUAUUAGCCAAUUAACAAGGAAUCUUGAUAAUACUGAUACUGAUAGUGAGUCAGUGGGUCCCACACAGCCUUCACUUGAUGUUGUUUUUGUUCAUGGGUUACGUGGUGGGCCCUUUAAGUCAUGGAGGUUAUCCGAGAGUAAAUUAUCAUCUAAAUCUGGACUUGUGGAAAAGAUUGAUGAAGAGGCUGGAAAGCAUGGGACUUUUUGGCCUGCUGAAUGGCUUUCAGCUGAUUUUCCUCAUGCGCGUUUGUUUAGUUUAAAGUAUAAGACGAAUCUUACGCAAUGGUCGGGAUCGAGUUUGCCACUUCAGGAAGUGAGCGCGAUGUUGUUGGAAAAAUUAAUUACUGCAGGCAUUGGAGAUCGACCCGUUGUAUUUGUAACUCACAGCAUGGGGGGAUUGGUUGUGAAGCAGAUGUUGGAUCAGGCUAGGAAGGAAAACAGAGAUAGCCUUGUCACUAACACUAUCGGUGUGGUGUUUUAUAGCUGCCCUCACUUUGGUAGCAAGCUUGCAGAUCUACCUUGGAGAAUGGGUUUUGUUUUACGUCCUGCACCAACGAUAGGAGAAUUGAGAAGUGGGUCUCCGAGAUUAAUCGAGCUUAAUGAUUUUAUUCGUCGUCUACAUAAGCAAGGUGCUCUUGAUGUUCUCAGUUUUUGCGAGACUAAAGUAACUCCAAUCGUUGAAGGUUAUGGAGGUUGGGCUUUCAGAUUGGAAAUAGUUCCAAUUGAAUCAUCGUUUCCUGGAUACGGGAAACUUGUGGUGUUAGAAUCAACUGAUCAUGUAAAUUCAUGCAAACCAAUAAGCAAAAGUGAUCCUUCAUACUGUGAAACUCUACGUCUUUUGAACAAACUUAGAGCUCGUAUCCAUGAAAAGACAUCGUAGAUGUACCCUAUGUAAAUACCCUAUGUACAGUGUGUAUCUAUCAAUCCUUUAAGAAUAGAAUAUGUGUAGGUAUGGACCACAGAAAUGACAUUUUUACCCUUUCUAAUUUCUGGGGUACUUACUACUUAGUUAACCUAUUCUACCCCUGUGUUGCCCCUUUCUGUAUUUUUAAAAAGGAAAGGUCUGUUUGCUGG
Lactuca virosa is the source of this 3808-nucleotide messenger RNA. Lineage: Eukaryota; Viridiplantae; Streptophyta; Magnoliopsida; Asterales; Asteraceae. The record is from the annotation of a GenBank genome assembly.